Molecule: messenger RNA, 2934 nt
Organism: Dromiciops gliroides (monito del monte)
Lineage: Eukaryota; Metazoa; Chordata; Mammalia; Microbiotheria; Microbiotheriidae
Product: cytochrome P450 7A1
Exons: 6
Coding region: 53-1567 (504 amino acids)
Biological process (GO): bile acid biosynthetic process; cholesterol homeostasis; cellular response to glucose stimulus
Molecular function (GO): iron ion binding; cholesterol 7-alpha-monooxygenase activity; heme binding
Source: RefSeq, a predicted model, not a curated record
CAUUUGAACACAGGUUCUCCGGCUGCUCAGAAGUUCCCUCUAGAAUUUUAAAAUGUUGACAAUGUCUUUGAUCUGGGGCAUUGUUGUGGCAAUAUGCUGUUGCUUAUGGCUUAUUAUUGGAAUAAGGAGAAGGCGCAAAGGAGAGCCACCUCUGGAAAAUGGGCUAAUUCCGUAUGUAGGCUGUGCUCUACGGUUUUCGGCCAACCCACUUGAAUUCCUCAGGACAAAUAAAAAGAAAUAUGGUCAUAUUUUUACAUGCAAACUAAUGGGAAAAUAUGUGCAUUUUAUCACCAAUCCUUUUUCAUACAAUGCAGUAAUGCGGCAUGGAAAAUACUUUGACUGGAAAAAAUUUAACUUUGCUACUUCUGCAAAGGCAUUUGGCCACGGAAGCAUUGAUCCCGAUGAUGGAAAUACUACUGAAAAUGUACAUGAGACUUUCAUUAAAACCUUGCAAGGGGAUGCUUUGGAUUCCCUCACUGAAGCCAUGAUGGAAAAUCUCCAGUAUGUCAUGAGGCCACCAGUUCUUUCCAAAACAAAUCCUGACAGCUGGGCGAUAGAGGGCAUGUACUCCUUCUGCUACAGAGUGAUGUUUGAGGCUGGUUUUUUGACUCUCUUUGGCAAAGAUCUUACGCGGCAAGAAGCACAGAGAACAUUCAUCCUAAACAACCUUAAUAACUUCAAGCAGUUUGACAAGAUCUUCCCAGCCUUGGUAGCAGGGCUUCCAAUCCAUGUGUUUAAGAAUGCUCACAAUGCAAGGGAGAAAUUGGCUGAAGCACUUAAGCCUGAAAAUCUACAGAAGAGAGACAAUAUCUCAGAAUUGAUCUCUACCCGCAUGUUCCUGAAUGACACCCUCUCAACCUUUAAUGACAAGGAGAAGGCAAAAACUCACCUGGCUUUGCUUUGGGCAGCUCUAGCUAAUACACUCCCUGCCACUUUCUGGUGCUUAUUUCACACGAUUAGGAAUCCAGAAGCAAUGAAGACAGCUACCGAAGAAGUCAGAAAAACUUUAGAAAAAUCUGACCAAAAAAUUAGCUUUGAAGGCAAACCUAUAAGCCUGAGUCAAAUGCAGCUAACUGAUAUGCCAGUGCUAGAUAGCAUAAUCAAGGAGGCUUUACGACUUUCUAGUGCAUCCUUGAACAUCCGAGCUGCCAAGGAGGAUUUCACUUUGCACUUAGAGGAGGGAUCCUAUAAUAUCCGAAAGGAUGACAUAAUAGCUCUUUAUCCCCAACUGUUGCACUUAGAUCCGGAAAUCUACCCUGAUCCCUUGGUUUUCAAAUAUGACCGUUACCUCGAUGAAAAUGGAAAACCAAAGACCAACUUCUAUUGUAAUGGCAUCAAGUUAAAAUAUUACUAUAUGCCCUUUGGAUCAGGACUGACAUUGUGUCCUGGAAGACUUUUUGCUGUCCAUGAAAUCAAGCAAUUUUUGAUUCUGAUGCUUUCCUACUUUGAAAUGCAGCUUGUUGAUAGUCAAGUUAAAUGCCCUCCUUUAGACCAGUCUCGUGUAGGUUUGGGCAUUUUACCACCAACAAUUGAUAUUGAUUUCAAAUACAAACUAAAACACCUGUGAAUGUUUUACUGAUAGAACAAGGGAACACUAGGUACUGUUAUCUAUCCAAAGAAAGCCAUUGCUUCCAGCAAGCCUAAUGGCAGUCAGAAUGAACCAUGUUAGGCUACAGUAUGGGAGGAGGAGCACAGGGUUUGGAGCUGGAUCUGUAUUUGAGCCUCACUUCUGUUACUCACUACUGGUUUGACCAUCAGCAAGUUAAUUAAUCACUCUGGGACUCAAUUUCCUCAUUUGCAAAAUGGGGAAGGGUUAUUGCACUAAAUGACUUAAAAGUUCCCUUCUUGCUUUAAAUUAGUGCUACAUGUUGGGCUCAUUUUAGGAAUAAUUUUAGAUACCAUAUGGAAUUGUGCUUCUACAAAGAAUAGUUUUAAAUUAUUCUUUGUUUAAAUUAAUGGAUGAACUUUCUUUCAACCAAAGCCUACAUUUUAUUAUAGGGGAAAAGGAGCAGGGAACUGGUACUUUUUCUGUAGGGAGGGGUUGCAGUUGGUUGGGGAUAUUUUUUCCUAAGGAAACUCCUUUUUAUUUUUACAAAAAUCAGCCAGCCAUUGUUUAGAAAAAUAAACAACAAACAUAAAAAGCAAUUCACGUUUUAGUGAAACUGCCAAUCUGGCACACUGGUGGCUUCUUCAUCUGUGAGAAUGUUUUUACAAAGACUUAACAACUUAGAUAGUAAAGCUAAGUAAGGUAAUGUCUUUCAACUGUUUUUGAAUCAGAAAAUUAAGGCAACCUAAUUUUCCAAUUUUAAAAAGAUUAUUUCAAUGUACCAAUUACAUUGAAUUUUGUUGUAAUAUAUUUUCUUUUAUUAUGUAUUAAGUUAUUGUGUCAGGAAUAUCUAGCAGUCUAACUAUGGGCAUAAGUGAUAAAAUUUCACUUUUUCUUAUAAUUGAACACACCUUAGCAAGGAGAGCUUUUUAGAAAACAAAAGAUCAUUUCAUUUUUCUCUUCAAGGAAAAGCAUGUGGCUUUUAAAUAGUGGUUUUUGACAGUGCAUUAACCAGUCAAAACCUGCCAUUUUAAAUCUAUAGUUAUAACAACAUCAUGAAGCUUGGAAUCAUUUGUUUUCAAAAACUUUGCUUUCAGAUUUCAUUUUAUUAUUUUCUACUGCUAAAUGAAAUAUAGUAUUCAUAAAAGACAAUAAUUUAUGACUGUAUAAUAGUUUUUAAGCUAUUUUGUAUAACCUAGAUUUGAUUUCAUAUUUUCAGUAUAAGCUAUUGUCUAUGAUUGUAUUAUUCAUAUAUGUGUGUAUAUCUGUGUAUAAUUUAUAUUUAGUUUAUUUCUUGUAUAUUGUACAGAAAAUAUUAAGAAAAUUACAAGGGUGUAACUAUUUUUCUGAAAUGAUUUAUUCAUUGGAGUGUGCAUUGUUUCAUUAAA